Molecule: messenger RNA, 1164 nt
Organism: Paramacrobiotus metropolitanus
Lineage: Eukaryota; Metazoa; Tardigrada; Eutardigrada; Parachela; Macrobiotidae
Product: ER membrane protein complex subunit 7 homolog
Exons: 4
Coding region: 196-915 (239 amino acids)
Cellular component (GO): EMC complex
Source: RefSeq, a predicted model, not a curated record
GUAAAUUACUAGAUAUUUUAUUUUUGAAGUUUUGAGCCUUCUGACUUUUGUGAGCUAACGCUGAUUUAAACUUUUUUCCUUGGCUGUUUCUCCGCCACAUAAAUUUUCCAUCACAGAACCACAUUAGUUUACAUAGACGUGGCAGAGUACAUUAGUGAAAGCUUUUUGGCACAGUGGUGAGAACAAGAAAUUAUUAUGGAAUUAUCGAUGUGCUUAAGUUGGUUCAGUGCUUGCGUUAUCGCCGUAUCCAUACUCACUCCUUACUCAUCCGCGCUCGAAAAUGAUCGUGAAAAUCCCACCUCACAAGCAGAGGAAUUGUAUACAAUAGAAGGGAAAUUGGUAUAUGUUAAAUCCCAGGAUACGAAAUCCGUGGACAGUUUAAGAACCAAAAUUGCUGCAGAUGGAUCAGAAUAUUACGGCUUUCUGAGCGAGGAUCGAGAGUCCUUUAUUAUUUCCGGAGUGCCUCCGGGAUCAUAUCUGAUUGAAGUGUAUCAUCCCGAAUGUAUUUUCGAAAGCGCUCGAGUGGAUAUCUCGUCGAAAGGCAAAUUUCGGGCUCGUCGACCCGAUAUUCUUGACGGAAGUGCAGCGGCCCAGAAUCAACUACCUUAUCCCUUGAAGCUGAAAUUGCUGCGUCGAGCAUCUUAUUUUCAAGCGAAAGAGGCAUGGCGCCUGACGGAUAUGCUCAUGAAUCCGAUGGUGCUCAUGAUGAUAUUGCCUUUGGUGGUAUUGAUGGUGAUACCAAAAAUGUUGUCGACGGUGGAUCCAGAAGCAACCAAGGAGCUGCAGUCCAGCAUGGCUAUGGCCAGCCAACCUCCAGAUAUGUCUCAGUUGAUGGCAAAUUUCUUCGGCGGAGCUCCGGCGAAACCAGCACCAGCAACUCGAAAAACCGAGAAAAGGGAAAAAAGAAGAGAGUAGUAUGCAGCAUUUUCCUCUCCGCGUUGUACAGAGAUUGUAUUCUUCUUUAGCUAUUUGAUUUACAUCCGUGUCUCUGGAUUGUUUUCAAAAUUUUCUCCUGUUUACGAUUGACUGUUUGGCUGAGAGCUUAAGUUUUGUUUUUAAUAAUUUAUCCUAGUCAUAUUUUCUGCCAUAUUCUGCAUGUUUCAUGUUGGUGUAAUAAUUUGUAAAAAAUGCGAUACAGUACGCAUUAAAAGAACAGGCGAGUGA